Messenger RNA from Salarias fasciatus (jewelled blenny), 6044 nucleotides. Its product is annotated as glycogen synthase kinase-3 beta-like. Lineage: Eukaryota; Metazoa; Chordata; Actinopteri; Blenniiformes; Blenniidae. The transcript has 11 exons. Gene Ontology annotation, biological process: insulin receptor signaling pathway; regulation of microtubule cytoskeleton organization; negative regulation of canonical Wnt signaling pathway. Gene Ontology annotation, molecular function: ATP binding; protein serine/threonine kinase activity. Bases 140 to 1456 code for a protein of 438 amino acids. The record is from RefSeq and is a predicted model, not a curated record. Gene Ontology annotation, cellular component: cytoplasm; axon; nucleus.
CCAGCCCAGACAGCCGGCGGCCACCGGAGCGCGAUUCCUCGGUGUGUUUUCCCACGAUUAAUCAGCGCCCGGUAUUAAUUUUUUAAAAGUCGCUUGGCUGAAAACGGUGAAAACACAACCCUGAGCCCUGCACAGAGAUAUGAGCGGCAGCGGGCGGCCCAGGACCAGCUCGUUUGCUGAGCCGCCAGGUGUUCCAGGAGCCGCUGCUGCGUCCACCGGAUCAGCCGCUGCCGUGGGGAGCAGCACAGGAAAGUCCGGGGUCCCGCAGGCCUCCGGCAGCAGCUCGUCAGGAUGCUCGAACCUUAAGCUAGCUAGAGACAGCGGGAAGGUGACGACGGUCGUGGCCACGCCGGGUCAGGGACCGGACCGCCCUCAAGAAGUGUCCUACACAGACAUCAAAGUCAUUGGCAAUGGGUCGUUCGGUGUGGUGUACCAGGCUCGCCUCAUCGACAGCCAAGAGAUGGUGGCCAUCAAGAAGGUUCUGCAGGAUAAAAGGUUCAAGAAUCGGGAACUACAGAUCAUGAGGAAGCUGGAUCACUGCAACAUUGUCCGACUACGCUAUUUCUUCUACUCAAGUGGAGAGAAGAAAGAUGAAGUGUACCUGAACCUGGUGCUGGACUUCGUCCCUGAGACGGUCUACAGGGUUGCCAGACAUUUUAACAAGGCCAAGAGCAUCAUUCCUAUCAUAUAUGUGAAGGUGUACAUGUACCAGUUGUUCCGCAGUCUGGCUUACAUCCAUUCCCAGGGCGUGUGUCACAGAGACAUCAAACCUCAGAACCUGCUCGUCGACCCGGAAUCUGCCAUCCUGAAGCUGUGCGACUUCGGCAGCGCCAAGCAGCUGGUCCGCGGUGAACCCAACGUCUCGUAUAUCUGCUCGCGGUACUAUCGCGCUCCUGAGCUCAUCUUCGGUGCCACAGACUACACAGCAAACAUCGACAUCUGGUCAGCCGGCUGCGUCCUGGCGGAGCUGCUGCUCGGACAGCCCAUCUUCCCCGGAGACAGUGGCGUGGACCAACUGGUGGAGAUUAUCAAGGUGUUAGGAACGCCGACGAGGGAACAGAUUCGCGAGAUGAAUCCAAACUACACAGAAUUCAAGUUCCCACAAAUCAAAGCGCAUCCUUGGACCAAGGUGUUUAAGCCCCGCACGCCUCCGGAGGCCAUCGCUCUCUGCUCUCGGCUGCUGGAGUACACGCCGGCCUCACGCCUCUCGCCUCUAGAGGCCUGCUCACACGCCUUCUUCGACGAGCUGCGCCAGCCCAACACGCGGCUGCCCAGCGGCCGCGAUCUACCCAUGCUCUUCAACUUCAGCACCACAGAGCUGUCAAUCCAACCUCAGCUGAACUCGACUCUCAUUCCUCCUCACGCCCGCUCGCAUUCAGCUGCUUCUGCCCACGAUGGUCCCGGUUCAGACUCAUCUCAGCACAGUUCAGUACCUGGAUCUCUCAACAGCAUCUGAAGCAGCUUCUCACCCGUCUGCCUGCAAGCCUCCAGCUCCUCUCACAAACGCACACACACAUGCACAUACACACACACACACACUCCACAGCUUUCCUCCAUGCUGCUUGUUCUUCUCUUUGAUGCUCCUUUUUUUUUUUCCCUCAUAUUUUUUGUACAUUAAGCUGCAUCGAACAAACCGUUAGCUCUUUAGCCGCCGCAGUGGAAACUACAGCAGGAGAUUGUUACACACACACACACACACACACACAUACACACCCACACACUCACACAGUCGUUCUGCUGCUGCUCAGGUGGUUUGAGAAGGUUCAUUAGUGGGGGCUGGUCCUCUGUAAUAUAACCUUUUUUUUUUUAAUCAACCCUUUUAUUUUCUCUCUCUUCUUUUUUUGCUUCAUUACAUUUGUGUUUAUUUAUUUGACUUGUUGAAAUCACCAUGUGGUCACACAAUAUUUUUUGGUCUCUAGAGUUUUUUCCUCUUCCGAAUACGUUUUUUUACUCCUCAGUGUUUUUAAAUUCCCCGUUAAUAAGGGGCCGACUGCACACUGCCUGACCAAGCCUAAAGCUGAGCCCGUGGAGGUCAACACAGUAAUAAAGGAGUUUUACUUAACUCAGGUUUAGGAGUUGCAGAUUCAGACGCUUACGGUUCAAAUCAAACUUCUGUCUCUUUAGUGGCAAAUGGACGUUGGAAAAUGAUAUUUAGUAGCUGAUAUCAUUGGCAUUUGAAAACAAUAAAACACCAGGAAAAAGCCUGAUGACCGCCGUUUCCAGUCUCAAAGGUGUUCCUGCUAAAAGCUCGUCUUUGCUUGUAAAUAAACAGAAGGAUCUUCAUUUUCCUUUUGGUGUAUUUACAUUGCAGUCACCGUAAAAUGAGACUGAGGGGAGUAUUGUUGCUCCAUUAAUUUGAGGUUUGAGGUGACAGAAAACGAACGUCAAGAUUUCGUCAAGAUUUCAACAUUCAAUUGUUUUUUUGUCAUCGCAAAAUAAAGUCUCAAAAGUAAUUAGAGAAAAUAAGAAUUUCCUGCUGUGUUUUGUCUGUAAUGGACACCAUGUUAUAUUGAAGUCAUGCCUCUCUUGUACACUGGGAGGCAGCGCUGAGUCGGGUCUGUUUUGUCUGGUUUUCAGAGUUCAGCAGCGAUCCAGAUGGGAGUCCAGAGGGACUCCACUGUGUAGUAUGAAGGAGCUUCAGCCGCUGUAGACUUCCGAGUUACUUCAGCUGCUUCUUUAAAAUACUCAGUACACCACCUGGUGGUGCAAAUUUGAACUGCAAGUCUAAACGGUUCUGGUCCGAAUUAGAAAACUAGCUGAAUUGUGGUAGAAAUAAAGCAACAUAUCACAAAAUUGUAUUUGAGAUGACAUAGUGCGUGUUGUUUUGUCUCAAUCAGCUGAUUAUUAAAGGUUGUAAUGAUUUGUAUAAUGUGACCCUGCUGCCAUCUCCAUCUACCAGCUGAAGCUCGAAGUGGGUUUUCUUCUCCACGUCAGGUGAAGCUGAAUCUGAACGAGGACUAAAAAGCUCUUUGGUCGGCUUUUCAUAGUGAUUUAGUAUUUCUCUUUGGGGCUGAAGUUGUGAGACAUCCAGAGGAAACUUGUGCUUUCUUUCCAUCACCUCAUGUGUGUUUGUAACUCUAAAUGUCAGUGGUGAGGUCUAGAAAAUUAAUUAGGCUUUUUGUGAUAGAGGAAACAGAUUAAACGUGCUUCUAGAUGGCUGGACUGUGGUGUUGCUGCUCAGUGAUCAGUGGCUUCAUGUUACCAUCCUACCUGCUGGUUCGUCGUGUUCACCAAGGCGAGAUCAAGUCCGAAAAAACUGGCAGAAAGCAGUCGGUCUGAAGCUGUGUUCACACUCCCCGAUCUGAACCACACUCCAGAGUUCACACUCUAAUCACACGUCGACCCGCUAGAAGAACCAUUCAAAACCCACGACAUCAGUUCAGUCAUUUCAAAAGAAGGUUUUACAAUUCACCUUCCAGCUCGUCACAUUGUGAGCGUUUGAAAACAUAAAGUCGGAGACCAAACAGCUGCUCGGACGCUGUGUAACGUGUUCAUUUUAAAGUGUUACUUAAAAUGCAGAGGUGCAUUUUUUUGCUGCAGUUGUUUGCUGAAUAAUGUCCCCCCUCGUUUUGUGUCAGCCCUUCAGAAUCUAAAUACUUAACACACACUUUUUCCAGAUCUCUUUGAAUUCGUGAAGUGUAAAAUAGAACAUGUGACAGCCAUAACUACAAUCAGGUAUCUUCCUCUGUGCGUGCCGUUUUCAGCAGUCGUGCAGAAUUCAGCAUUGCGGCUUCCGUGAGUCCAACCAGCGCGUUCGAUCACUUCACACAGGCCUCGUGUGGCUUUGACACAAAUUCACUCACUCCUCUUUCUUUUUAACACAAAGGAGCUGAAAUGUGCAAAAGUGUUAAAGUAGGAAAAAGCAAGAUCCACAUCCUGUAACCCAAAUGAAAAAUAAACAAACUCAAACACAUCAUCAUGUUAGAUCUCCUGCCGUCCAGCCGAGGUCGAGGUCGACCCGGAUCAGCAAUGCAGACUGACCCCUGACCUCUGACCCCGUCGGCUCUUCUCUCCACUGUGAACACGUUUCCUUCUCCAAUCACACGCUUCCUGAAAUCAAACGUCCAUCCACUUGAAUCCCCCUGAAAGUCGGAAAAACUUCAUCAUGAAAUGUUUAAUUGGAGGUUUUUUCAAGUGCUGCUGAUUUGUUUUUGUUGUAUUAAAGGACACGAAAAUCGGCUGAGGGGAAAAGAUUCAGUUCUAUUUGAAUUUCUACCAAAAAUUCACAUUUGCUGCCCAUUUUUCAUGUCGAGCUUCCAAAAUCUGUAACCCGUAGAAAAUGAUGUGAUCAGUCUUAUAGGAUGUUGUUGAUGCAGAAAAAAAAUGUUUGAAAUUUAGGGUAUUGUGGGUGUUUGUUUUUUUUUUUAAUGGCUGAAUUAAGUCAUUUUAAAGAUUUAACAAAUGUCAGAACUUCUAAACACAAUAAGUUCCACUGCUUCCCCUUCACACCUUUUUAAAAUGUUCUUGUUGACACAUAUUCACGUCCAGAACACGAGGCUGGGUUUGUGUGGUUUUGUUUUAAAGAGCUCUUUUCCUAGUUCUCAUGCAGAUGUUGAAGGAUUAGAAGCAAACUGCUGCCCUGAUGUUCAUGUAGAGAAGCUGAGUGAAUGUUUGUCCCCGAGCCCAUCAAACUCAGCAGGAGACGGAGGACUUCAUGUGCGUUUAUUUAUUUGUAGAGCAAGGGGGAGGUGAAAUGAUGGUGGUGCGUGUGUGUGUGCGCGCGUGUGUGCAUGUGCGUGUGUUCCCACCCUGCAGUGUUUUAGGGUUAGUGCCGCCAACAAUAGAGAUUUCUCGUGCAGACCACUUGAAAGUUUGUAGUAUAUUUGAUACUCUGGUGCCCUGCCUCCCUCCGCCUGCUGUUUCUCCCUGCAGCCAUGUUUUCUUUGAUCUCUUUUCUUUCCUCCAAAGCGCGUUCUGAUGCUGUUUUCCACUCCUCUCCACAUUCAAUGGUUUUAUAUGAGCAGAGCGCUUUUCACUCGCUCUUCCUUUCCCGGGUUCCCUCUCAGUCUGCCGGUGUUAUGCAGAGUUCUGCAUGGCUGCUAAAGAGUGUACUCCCCCAGAAAGGCCUGCAGGUGGGGAAAAACUGGACUUUAAUGGCUGAUGAACCCAAAAUGAUCUGAAUUUAGAUGUGGGAAAAAAAACGUGUUUUUCCACAUAAUUGCAUUUAUUGAAAUCAUAUUUUCUGACGUGGCUACAGUGUCAGACGGAAGACGGAAUGUGCUCAAAUGAUCUUCUUCCUGGAUUGACCGUUUUUGGGAGAUGUUCUCAGGUGCUGCAGAAGCAUGAUGCCUUCAAGAACCCAGUUCUGUGGACCCGUACCGAUGUUAGCACGGUAUUAAAAGCUGAUGGAAAUCUGCAUAGAUCUAUCCUGGUCCCCUCUAUGAAUCGUUUGGAUUUCGGAAAAAUACAGGAAUGCAUCUUUUGGCAGGUGUUUGGAGUUGCAUCCACUGCAGACACCUGCCAAAUAAUGCCCCUCCUCAUUCAGUAAUUUCUGAAGUUAACUAAAAAUCAUUAUAUGCUUUUUUUUUUUUUUUUUUAAACAAAUAUGUAAAAUAAUCCCUCUGAGUUCAUCGGUACACGACGUCCAUCAGUAGUGUAUUUCCUGCACCUGCUACCAUGAGGGGGACAAUGUUCAGCAGUCAUACAGAAUUCAGCGUAACACCGGCAGUGUGGCGUCCAGGCAGCGUGUUCGAUUCCCGCGCGGGUGGCGUGGCUUCACCGCCAUUCACACUCAGAGCUGUCAGACUGUCUGCGGCCAUGAAAAAGUGUGAACUCGUCUGAACGGGAAGCCUCAAACAUGGCUGACUGGAUGUUUCUCCUCCCCUGAAGUUUGAAUAAGCCAUUUAUUUCCUCUCCCUUUCUCUGAUCGCACGUGUAAAUAUCACUGAUUUUUAUUUUUCCUCUUUUUACUUUUUAUUACAGAGUUGUUUAUAUCUGAUUUCCCUCAUCUUGUCGAUGGAGCCGUCUUAGUUUGUGCAUUUUUGUAAAUAAGUUUCUUUUUUUCACGAUCCAAAAUGUAAAUACUGCAAAAGAGAAAAGAAGAA